This is a messenger RNA of Pan troglodytes (chimpanzee), 6964 nucleotides long. RefSeq names its product synapsin III (gene SYN3). The transcript is spliced from 14 exons. Bases 5082 to 6824 code for a protein of 580 amino acids. NCBI's taxonomy places the organism in Eukaryota, Metazoa, Chordata, Mammalia, Primates, Hominidae. The record is from RefSeq and is a predicted model, not a curated record. Gene Ontology annotation, biological process: neurotransmitter secretion. Gene Ontology annotation, cellular component: synaptic vesicle; synaptic vesicle membrane. Gene Ontology annotation, molecular function: ATP binding.
UCUGGUCCUUGGCUGCAAAUACUCUUCCCUGCUUAAGGGAGCCCCCUCUGCCCGGGAGCCCUGCUCCCUGGCUUCUGGACAUGGAUUCAGGCAAAGAGAUGCUGCCCGUGUAAUGCUUGCUUCUGCAGCCUGCACAUCAUUUUGAUAUUGUUUCUGGAGCCUGUGACCUCAGUCUUGUCAUCAGGCCUCUGAAGGGUGCCUCUGCUCUUCUUUUCUCAUCUUCAAGCCCUCUGUGUGCCCUUCCCCUCUGCCUGGGCUCCCCUUUCUGUUUCACAGAGAUCCAGUCUCAGCCAUAGGAGGCAAGGCUGUGUGUAGAUUGGUGUAGUAGAAAGAACAAGGGCUCGCUGGGAAAUCAGACCAGAAAGUCACUUUAGCCAUAGGCUUUGGGGACAUUAGCAACCUUCAUGAACCUUCUUUUUCUGAUUUAAAAGGAAAUCAUUGUACUCACCUGUCAUGGUUUGGGUUCCCUGGAAAAAGACUUGGCGCUUCUGAGAUUUUUGUGCAGAUAAGGGAAGCAGAACUGGGCAGAGGGAGAUGUUGAUCUAUGGUGCAGUGCAAGAGAGGUCUCAAUCCCUCCCAUGAGACAAAGAGACGAGGCCUUUGAAGCUUAAUGUUGAUCAGCCAGUGGGUGCAGGCUGGUCCUAGGGAGGGAGCUAGGAUGUCCCUUCAGCAGGACAGUUCCUGACUAGGGACUCACCUGGGAGCUGGGAUAACCAACACUCUGGCAGCUGGACAUGGGGAAGUCAUGAGUGUCUUGGUCUUGGAGGGGGGUUGAGCAUUUCCCCACGGUAUCCACUACACUACCUCACAAAUGAAGUAGUGCUUUGUACUGUGCCUGGUGCGUAGUAGAUAUCUUAAAAGUAUUCAUUUCUCUCACCUUUAAGUAUCAUGACUGCACCUGAAAAUGAGUUUUGGAAUUCGAGUUGAGUCAGCUUUUGUGAGGAGCUUUUAAUAAUAACAGCCACAAAGACUACUGCUUCCCUUUUUUGAGUGUCUAUUAUGUAUAUACAUUCUCUUCUAGUUAUCCAAUAAUACUCCAACUUAGGUACUUUUAUUCUCAUUUUAUAGUAAACCCAGUCUCUUCCAAAACCCAACCAAGUUGAUGUUCUUUUGCCACAAAAUAAUAAUUAUAAUAAUAACAAUCACUCACAACUCUAUGAUUUGUUACACUUUCCAAAGUGCUUUCAUUGGUGGAUUGAUUGAUUAAUCAUUCAUUCAUCCACUAAUUAAUCAAUCAAUGUGUAUUGAGUGUCUCUUGAGGAGUAGGCGCUGUCCUAGGUGAUGGGGAGAAAGCUCAGUCUAUUAGAGGAGAUAGACAUUAAAUACUUGGAUUCAUCAAAAGCAAGUGUUGAGGGAUGGAACAUUGCGUUGCAUAGCCAGGAUGUGAUAGAGAAUAACAGGCUCUUUGUCCAAUUGACUCCUUGCCUUCAGUUUCAAUAUAACCUUCUUGGAAAGGCCUUCUGUACUCCCUCCCUUUUAUUCUCCCUUCGUAACAGUCAUUUAUCUAUUUUAUUUACUUUCCUAUUGUUGGUCCUCCCCUUUAGACUGCAGACUCCAGGGGAUCAUACAUUGCUUCAUCCCAAGAGCCUACCACAGGGUUUAGCACAUAUUUCUUAAAUGAGUGAAAUGAAUGAAGGGUGGAUGUGCUUAACAGCGUAGUCAGGGAAGGUCUCCCAAAGUCGUGAUAUUUACACUGAGAUCUGGGGAAUGAGAAAGAUCCAGCAACGCCAAGAUCAAGAGGCAGAGAGAACAGCUUAUUCAAAGACCACGAGGUGGAGGAAUGGAGGCUAUUGUGGUUGGAGCGCAUAGUGGGCAAAUUGUGUGGAGUGGCCCGAGAUGAGUUUGAAGGCAGUGGAGUCUUGGAGGCCAUGCUGAGCUUAGAUUUUUAUCUAAAGUGCAACAAACGAAUCAUUGAAGGAUUUUAAGCCUGAUGUGAUAGUGUAUAUUUGUGUGUUGUCUGUUAUGCCUCUGGGAGGAAAACUCCUUGAAGAAAGGUGCUUAGUAAAUAGUGCUUAAAUGAAUGGAUGAUCUGGUUUAUGUUUUAAAAGGAGUCAAUCUCAGCUUCCAGGUGAGAAGUGGAAUAGAGAGAAGAAAGAACUUGUCACAGUUGGAAGCUCAGUGAGAUAUAUAUUGGUGUCUGGGCUAGAGGACAGCAAUAGUGUUGGAGAAAAGUAAAAGGGUUUGAGCUCUAUUUAGGAAGCAAAAUGGACAGGACUUGCUGAUACUUUAAAUGCAGGGAAUAUGGGAAAAGGGUGGGGAUGAAGGAUGGUGGCCAGCCUUAUGGUUUCAGAUUGGUUGGCUACUGAAAGUCUGGCAGCUCCAUCAGUAAGUGACUGAAUAAACAAAAUGUAGUAUAGCAUACAAUAGAUUGUUACUCAGCCAUAACAAGGAGUGAAGUACUAAUACAUGCUGCAAUGUGGAUGAACCUUAAAAAUACUAUGUGAAAACGUGUUUUAAAAGCCAGACACAAAAGGUUACAUAGUGUAUGAUUCCCUUUAUGUGAAGCAUCCAGAAUAGGUCAAUCCAUAGAGACAGAAAACAGAUUGGUGUUUGUGCUGAUCUGAGGGGGAAGUGGGACUGGGGCUUGACUGCUUAAUGGCUAAGUGGUUUCCUUUUGAGGUGAUGAAAAUGUUUUGGAACUAGAUAGAGGCGACAGUUUGUACAUCAUCAUGAGGAUAGUAAAUGCCACGCAUUGUUAGUUUAAAAUGGCUAGCUUUUAGUUAUGUAAAUUUCACCUAAUUAAAAAAACAAACAAAAGUUGGGUGGAUGGGAGCAUUAUUCACAUAACAGAGACUAGGCGAGGAGCAGGUUGUGCUUAGAGGAUACAAUUCAAAUACUCUCUUGGAGAUGCCCGUAAAACAUCCACAUAGAGACAGGAAUUGGCUGUGAGUCUGGAGUCGAAGAGGGGAGUCUGGGCUGGAGAUAUAAAUAUGGCAGUUGUCAGCACUUAGAUGUCAGCCAAUAAAAUGGAUGAGUUCGAGUGUGAGAGAGAGAGGAGGAGAAAAUCAGAGCUUUGGAUCAUUCUUUAAUUUGAUCUUUAUAACUAUUCAUAGGAGAUGCGAUUGUCCUCAUUUUCAGAUAAGGACACCAACCCCCUCUCCCGUGUCCAAAGGAACUUGCCCAAAAUCAGUUUGUUCCUGUGAGUCUCCAGACUUCCAAUCCUUUGUCUUUCCCAUCUCAGUGUGAUGCCAUUUAGAACUUCGGCAAACACGUUCUCUCCCUUCUUUUGGUCAUGAUUGAGUAUUCACACGUGGCAGGCACUGUCCAGGUUUAUGUUACUGGAGAAAGUAGACAUGGCUCUAAUCUCAUGGAGUUUAUCCAGUAAACAGGAAACGGCAGCCCACAACUCCAGGAGACCUUAAGAUCACAGAGCAGGGGCAUCUAUCCCUGGUUUGGGGGUUGGCGGGUGGUUGGGGAAGGCUUCCAAGAGACAGUGAUGUUUAAGCUGAAUUUGCAACAGAAGCAGAGGGAAUGAGCCCAAGAAAGAGAAUAAUCCACCAUUGUCUUCAUUUCCCCGUUCCUCCCAGGUUCCUGGCAUUCUCCAACUCAUCAAGAGAGUCUAUGUUUUCUGUAACUCUAGAGGCAAUAAGUAAAUAAACGGCUUGGUUUGACUUCAAGCGGGAGCUUCAAAAGGGUAGCAAGGUCGGGUCCCAACAGCCUGUCUUUCAAAGCAAGGCUCCAUCUCUUGCUCAACUGACUUAUCCUUUUUUUUGAAACGGAGUCUCGCUCUGUUGUGCCCAGGCUGGAGUGCAAUGGCGUGAUCUCGGCUCACUGCAACCUCCGCCUCCUGGGUUCAAGUGAUUCUCCUGCCUCAGCCUCCAGAGUAGCUGGAAUUAUAGGCACCCGCCACCACACCCGGCUAAUUUUUGUAUUUUUAGUGGAAACGGGGUUUCACCAUGUUGGUCAGGCUGGUCUCGAACUCCUGAUCUCAGGUGAUACACCCACCUCGGCCUCCCAAAGUGCUGGGAUUACAGGCGUGAGCCACUGCGCCCGGCCAACUCAGCCUCUCUUAACCUGACUUUUUAUACUUGGGAUAUGGAGCCAUUGUUCAGUGCAGGAAAUAAAUGAGAUGAUGUAGCAAAGUGUUGGACACAUGAAAAAUGCUCAGAAAAAUGUUAUCUUGUUUGGAGAGGAAGACUUUCUGAGUUGAUCAGUGGUUGCCACACUCUGUACACUAUUUAUAAUACAGCUAUCCAUGCUCCCUUUGUAGGUUCUGAUUUAGAUGGGUUGAAAUGAAAAAUAAUGAUCUGUAUGUUUAGAAAGCAUCCUGGAUGAUUCUGAUAAAAGCAAGUUCAGGAACCAUUGGUUUAGACCAAAUCCUCUUUGCUCUGAUGAGCAUGAAAGGGUUAAGCACCUAGAAGCAGAAUUUUGCCUUCUAGGAAUUAUUAGCCAAUGACGGUGCUGACCGAUGAUGUAAUGUCUUUGGCUGGUGCUCCAUUGGUUAAGUGUAUUGUUUCUCUUGCUUCAGCUGUUUGAGGAGCAGAGCUGGAGCGCAAGGGUUAAUAAUUUUGUGGAAGCAGUUAGAGCUCUCUCUCUCUCUCUCUUUUUUUUUUUUUGUUCCUCUUCUGCUAGGUGUGAGUAUACAGCAGGGCCCUGCAGAUUGUUGCCCUUCUCCUUCCAACAAACAUCCACACUCUGCUUACACAUCCAUACUCUCCUCCUUUCCUCCUCCCAAACAGAGCACAUGUGUCCGUAGUACUACGGAGGAGGAGAAGGAGGAGGAGGAGGAGAAGGAGGAGGAGGAGGAGGAGGAUUCUUUAGAGAAGAGAGCCCUUUCAAAGUUCCACACUGCAGUCUCUUACUGCAGUCUCUCCUUGCCACCGGGGACGGGCACAGCCCCAGGUCCCUCUGAAUGAAUUGCUAAACUGCCACCUGCUUCUGAGCAUUGUUCAACCUGGCAGAAUCCUUAGAACCAGGAGCAGGUAAAUAAAGGCAGCUAAAGCUGACUGCUGGUUGCGCAAAAUCCCCCUGGCUCUUCUGGCUAAAGUCCUACCACUCCCUGUACCUGGCAGCAGCCUGUCUUCUGGGCCUCACCUACACACGUCUGGGUAGGAGCCAGUCAUCUCCAUCCAUCCACAGCCAUGAAUUUCCUCCGGCGACGUCUCUCUGACAGCAGCUUCGUGGCCAACCUGCCUAAUGGCUAUAUGACGGACCUGCAACGCCCAGAUAGCUCCACCAGCUCACCUGCUUCCCCGGCCAUGGAGAGGAGGCACCCCCAGCCCCUGGCUGCCUCCUUCUCCUCUCCAGGAUCCAGCCUUUUUAGCUCCCUCUCCAGUGCCAUGAAGCAGGCCCCUCAGGCCACCUCAGGACUGAUGGAGCCUCCAGGUCCCUCCACGCCCAUUGUUCAAAGACCCAGGAUCCUGUUGGUGAUCGAUGAUGCCCAUACAGACUGGUCAAAGUAUUUCCAUGGGAAGAAGGUGAAUGGAGAGAUUGAGAUCCGAGUGGAGCAGGCUGAAUUCUCAGAGUUGAACCUAGCUGCCUAUGUGACCGGGGGCUGCAUGGUAGACAUGCAGGUCGUGAGAAAUGGGACCAAAGUGGUGAGCAGAUCCUUCAAGCCAGACUUCAUCCUGGUCCGCCAGCAUGCCUACAGCAUGGCCCUGGGGGAGGACUACCGCAGCCUGGUCAUCGGCCUGCAGUAUGGAGGGCUGCCUGCUGUCAACUCUCUCUACUCCGUCUACAACUUCUGCAGCAAGCCCUGGGUGUUCUCUCAGCUCAUUAAGAUCUUCCAUUCCCUGGGUCCUGAGAAGUUCCCGCUUGUGGAGCAAACAUUUUUCCCCAACCAUAAGCCAAUGGUGACAGCCCCACACUUCCCGGUGGUAGUCAAGCUGGGACAUGCCCACGCUGGAAUGGGAAAGAUCAAAGUGGAAAACCAGCUUGACUUCCAGGACAUCACCAGCGUGGUCGCCAUGGCCAAAACCUACGCCACCACCGAGGCCUUCAUCGACUCCAAGUACGACAUCCGCGUCCAGAAAAUUGGAUCCAACUACAAGGCUUACAUGAGAACCUCCAUCUCUGGGAACUGGAAGGCCAACACAGGCUCUGCCAUGCUGGAGCAGGUGGCCAUGACAGAGAGGUACAGACUGUGGGUGGACAGCUGCUCGGAAAUGUUUGGCGGCCUGGACAUCUGUGCCGUCAAGGCCGUCCACAGCAAGGAUGGCAGAGAUUACAUCAUCGAGGUAAUGGACAGCUCAAUGCCGCUGAUUGGAGAGCAUGUGGAAGAGGACAGACAGCUGAUGGCCGACCUUGUUGUCUCCAAAAUGAGCCAGCUCCCGAUGCCAGGAGGCACAGCGCCCUCCCCCCUCAGACCUUGGGCUCCACAGAUUAAAUCAGCGAAAUCCCCAGGGCAAGCCCAGCUGGGGCCUCAGCUAGGACAGCCCCAGCCACGCCCACCUCCGCAAGGAGGCCCUCGCCAAGCUCAGUCUCCUCAGCCCCAGAGAUCUGGAAGCCCCUCCCAACAGAGGCUCUCCCCACAAGGCCAGCAGCCCCUGAGCCCCCAGUCCGGAUCUCCACAGCAGCAAAGGUCACCAGGCUCUCCGCAGCUAUCCCGGGCAUCCAGUGGCAGCUCCCCAAACCAGGCCUCCAAGCCAGGUGCCACCCUCACCUCACAGCCCCGGCCCCCUGUGCAGGGCCGUAGUACCUCCCAGCAGGGUGAAGAGUCCAAGAAGCCAGCACCACCCCAUCCGCAUCUCAACAAAUCUCAGUCCCUGACUAACAGCCUCAGCACAUCCGACACCUCCCAGCGUGGGACCCCAAGUGAAGACGAGGCCAAGGCUGAAACCAUCCGCAACCUGAGGAAGUCUUUUGCCAGCCUGUUCUCUGACUAACGCCAUCCAGGCUGGGAGGGGAGGAGUGCUCUGCUACACUCGUCCCCCUCCUGCCUCAUCUUCCUUCUCAGCCUUGGUUCCUGAUGGGAACAGAAUGGAGGGCCUGAGAACAUACUUUCUAAAUGCCUUUGACCCAGGAA